Messenger RNA from Pan troglodytes (chimpanzee), 3820 nucleotides. Its product is annotated as leucine-rich repeat extensin-like protein 5. The record is from RefSeq and is a predicted model, not a curated record. The transcript is spliced from 8 exons. NCBI's taxonomy places the organism in Eukaryota, Metazoa, Chordata, Mammalia, Primates, Hominidae. Bases 1 to 879 code for a protein of 292 amino acids.
AUGAGGUGUGCGGGCCGCUCCCGUGUCCCUCCCACCUUCAAACAUGAGAGCCCAGAAGCGAGCGACGGGCCACUGGCCCACCGACCAACUGCCGGACCAAGCGCCCGACCAACCAGCGGACCGACCGCAGCGGCCGGGGCCGGCGCCCACGUGACGGGGCGGGGACCUGCGGAAGGCUCUUCCCGGAGCGCCGCGCCCCCACCCCGGGACCUGCCACAGGGACCACCCCCUUGGGCACCCGCUCCCUCUCGGGCACCGAAGAAGCCUGCUGGGACCCGUCCACCAGGGUUCCUGUUCCCGGGAGACCGGCCUGGUCAGCCCCGCCCCUUCGAACCUGCCUGGUCCCCACCCCCUGGGCCGCGCGUCCGGGCCCCAGCCCCGCCUCUCUCGGCGGACCGCGCCCCCUUCCGGGAGCCCCGCCCCGCUCGCCGCGCCUCCUCCUCCACACAGCUCCGGUUGCGGGGAGGCCCGGGUGGGUACCCAGCGCUCCGGCUCCCAGUCUCCUGGGCUUCUCCAGCCCUUCAGCGCCGUUCUCCGGUCACAGGGAAUGAAAGCGAGGAAGAAGGAAACUGUGUCGAGAAUUGCGAAGAGAGAAAGCAUAGAAAACCCACGUUAGAGGCACACCCAGAGCAGAAACCCUUCGGAGCAUCCCGACUUCCUCGGCCCGCGUGCAAUCCAGGCAAAAUUGAGGUUGUCUCUGAGCCGCCCUGCCUAAGCAGGUCGGAAAGCCCCCGAAUCAUCCCAGGUCCCGCCGCGCUGCACUCGCAACCUGGGGUGGAGGUCCCUCUAGUGGUUGGCACCAAACAAAAGUUCUGUCUUAUGAAGAGCCGAGGUCAGGAAGCAUUUCCCUGUGCCCAGCACCAAGGUCUGGGACCUUAGGUCCAAGAAAAGAGUUGGCAAUGUCUGACCACAGGAAUGGGUUCUCGAACUGGGGAGGACUGAAGCUGGAGAUCUGGUCCAACCCCUACCUCCAGCGUGUGGCCUGAACCCGUUUUGGUUGUACUGCUAUGUUGUGGCCCUGCCCAGGCCUCCAAGGACUGGCUGCUGUUAAGCUGUUUAAAAUCCCUGUAGGCCUCAGAUGGCAGCGACACCAGGGACUCGGCAUAGUCCCCAGCUCUGGCAGGAGUCACCACAGCCCUGGCCUUUAGUUCUCUACAGGCUGGAGUGUCGACAAACUCCACAGGACACAACUUUUUCAAACCAAAUUUACCCUCGCGGUCUGAAAUGACCAGUAGGCCCAGGAGAAUUUUACAUGUGAACAGAACCUAACCCACCCUGGCAAAUAUGAGACGUGUGGUCACUGCGGGAACCUGGCCAGCAGCGGACCAAAGCACAGCCAGCAGGGGAAGGCUGGGGCCCGCAAGAGUUGUGUUACAACAGGACACCCUUCAGUUCUCUUUCACUUCCUUAAAAUAGCAGCAGAGCGACUUUUGUAGGCCCAGGCUGCCACAGUUCACACAAGUUCAUGGCUGUUUCCAAAUCCCACCCUUUAUUGCCCUGGUGGACCCACUCGCCUUGCCUCAGCCCCCAGAAACUGCUAGCCUGUUCUUAAAUUGAUACAGUUACCUUUUUAAAUGUUCUAAGUCACCGGCUCUGGAGCUUCUUUGCACUUUGGAACCAACUUGCGGGAAGGAACUUUAAAAAUACUGAUAUCUCGAUCCAUCCCCAGAGGUUCUGAUUUAAUGGUCUUGGGGGUAUGGCCACCGCAUGAGGACUGUUAAAACUCCGCAGGUGAUUCUUAUGUGCAACAAAGUUUAAGAACCACUGAUGUAGGCCAUGUCGAUGUCAGUCUUCACUUAAAUCCAACAAGACCCCAGAGCUAAAACGUUCACCUGAAAGAAACCCCAUUCCCAGGCCUGCAUACUGAACUGCGCUGGCUCACAAGAAGCAAAGUGGUCCCUUAACAGGGGCUUCCUGGAGAAAAUGUCUUGACCUAAAAGAGUGAUUCGAGCUGCAGGGAUUUAAGAGAGACAGGGCCUUGCUCUGUCACCCAGGCUGAAAUGCAGUGUUGCAAUCAUGGCUCGCUGUAGCCUCAAGCUCCUGGACUCAGGCGAUUCUCCUAUCUCAGCUUCCUAAGUAGCUGGGACUACAGGGCUCAGUGUGGUCAAAAGAAGACUAUAGAAUCAAGGAUGAAGAGAAGGAACAGAAUAAAAGGACGUCUCAGCAGGAGGCUCUGUGACUACUAUGUAAUUCUUACAAUACAGCAAAUGAUGCCAUACAGUGAAGCACCUUGAAAGAUUGCUGGGAUAAGCUGACAGCAUGGCAGCCAAAAUAGUGACCCCAGGCUUGCAGGAAUUCUGUGCUUUCUGGAGGAAAUGGUCAUGGGUUUCCCAACCUGCCUUUUAAACUAAGGACCAAGCUGAAGAAGCCCCUGUCUUCCAGCGCAUGUUAUUCCCAUGACAGAUGCUAAAAGUUCAAGGGGGGGGGUUCCAACUCUUUUAAGGUCUCAUCUUCAGCACUUCUAAACUGUGGGAAACUAUGUGAAAACAAAUGGAGUGGCCAAACACACCAUUCAUCACUGUGCUUCUGGACAGCUGCAAGUCCAUACGUGUUCCGAUGAAGUCUGGCUCUGUUGCCCAGGCUGGAGUGCAAUGACACAAUCUCGGCUCACUGCAACCUCUGCCUCCUGGGUUCAUGCAAUUCUCCUGCCUCAGCUUCCCAAGUAGCUGGGAUUACAGACAUGCACCACCACGCCCAGCUAAUUUUUGUAUUUUUAGUACAAACAGGGUUUCACUAUGUUAGUCGGGCUGAUCUUGAACUCCUGACCUCAAGUGAUCCACUCCCCGCAGCCUCCCAAAGUGCUGGGAUUACAGGUGUGAGCCACUGUGCCCGGCCUUUCAGCUGAUUUUCCAAUCAAGAAGUUAUAUCAGUCUUUGUCUGCAGUCGCUCAAGGACUCUCUUUUAAAGUGCAGAGACUAUCCACCUCAGCUAUAGCACAGGGCUCAGCACUGUAUUUCCAGUUAUGGAAUACAGUUAUUUCAUAUAUGUUAUAUUAUUCUUAAUUCUGUCCCCAGUUCCUGCUACUGAGGAAGUCCAUACUCAGCAGGACAGUCUCUUGGUCUGCCAUGAAUUCAAACACAAUCUGUAAAGACAGUGAAGGAAGCUACAUCUGUGCAUGGGGGCUUUAGAGAAUUAUUGGCUUGAAGCAAUAAGAGGAACAUCUGGGCUGAGUAGUCCUCGAAGACUCUCAUGUGAUUCAAAAGUCCUUUUCUUCCUUAUCAUUUCCUCUCUUGCUAUCAAGCAUCUCCUCUGGCAGCAGCAACUGGAACUAAAAGUGAUUUCUCUAUAACAGCGAGCAAGUUUCUCAUGGCCUUUGCUAUUAACUCUUUCAUGCCUGCUGACCUACAAAGGAAUCAGGAGGGCUGGUGCUGGAGCAGAUGGCGCACUGUGAGUGAUGGUUUAGAUUCUGCCUGGACUCAAACCAUUUGGUUGAUGGCAGGAACCUUGAUUUUCCCCCUUCUUAUCCUGAGAGUGUAGGGUUUCUCUGAAUUAUUAUUUCUUUCUUUGCAAGGAUCCCUGGAUCCUCAUUCCUGAUAUAAGACUAGUUCUAGGUAAGUGCACAUUCAUGUGAUAUAUUGGUUCCAUACUAGGCAAUGGAAGUGCCACAUUAUCUGUAAGGAGCAGGAGAAGAGCCAUCAGCCCCAAUCCUGGGAACGAACUUUCUGUAACUUUAAGAAACAUAAAAUUUUAAAUGCAACUGAAAGAUUAUAUUCUGUCACCUCCAACUACUGACCCAUAAAUACAAUAGGCACCAUGGAGGCUAGGAUAAAGUGCAAGUUUAAGAUUAUAAGUGUGCUCAUAAUAAAUAUUGACAACAUCA